Molecule: messenger RNA, 2282 nt
Organism: Centropristis striata (black sea bass)
Lineage: Eukaryota; Metazoa; Chordata; Actinopteri; Perciformes; Serranidae
Product: zinc finger and BTB domain-containing protein 14-like
Exons: 2
Coding region: 293-1465 (390 amino acids)
Biological process (GO): regulation of transcription by RNA polymerase II
Cellular component (GO): nucleus
Molecular function (GO): DNA-binding transcription factor activity, RNA polymerase II-specific; RNA polymerase II cis-regulatory region sequence-specific DNA binding; protein binding
Source: RefSeq, a predicted model, not a curated record
UUCUCUCUGUCGCUUCGGCCGAAGCAGGAAAACCGAGCCGCGUUUAGUUUGUUUCCUCUGUGGCCGUUUGUUCGCCUGCUCGCCGCCGCGCUCUCCGCUUGUUUGUGAACUGCUUUAAAGACACCAGAAACAUGCCAAUGGAGGCUUGCUGACCAAAAUGGCUGGGCGCAGUGAAAUGUGAAAUAUUCCUGCUAAGGUUAUCCUUUCUGCACGCGACGCGACUGUCACGCGAACCCAGCGGCUAAAACGCAUUACUCAAGUUAAGAAAAGUUGCUCCAAUUUGACGUGCAACAUGUCUGAUUUACUGAGAUAUAUCGACUAUGACCACAAAGCCACCUUUCUGAAGAUGCUCAAUCAGCAGAGGAUGGAAGGGGAGCACUGUGAUGUGGUGGUGGUGGUGGAAAACAUAGAGUUCAGGGCUCACCGCUGUGUCUUGGCAGCCUGCAGCAACUACUUCAAAAAGCUCUUUAAGAAGCAGAGCGACGAGGACAACUCCAUCGUUGAGUUGGACUUCAUCCGCUCUGAUAUCUUUGAAGAGGUGCUCAAUUACAUGUACACAGCCCGGCUCGCCGUGAGGAAGAAGGACAUCAAUAUGAUGAUGUCAUCCGGCCAGAUCCUGGGUAUCAACUUCCUGGACAACCUGUGUACCCAAAAACGUGAGCUGACCAACAUGAAGACCCGGGAGAACCAGGCGCCGGGUGACCACGGGAUGCGAGCUCAGGACGCCAUCCUGAAGGAGCUGGCGAUGGAGGAGGUGAGGAAGAACAGCUUCUACGAUCAGGGGAUGGAUGGCAUGGGGCCCGGGGGCUCUCACGUGUCUCAGCCGCACAACUAUAACACCAACAUGAGCAAAGAUCCUCACAGCCACGGCUGGGGCUCCUCUUCCUCCAGCGACAUGAAGCUGGAGUACCUCCUGUACGGCCACCGUGACCACGGCUCCUGCCAGAGCACAGGUGCCAAGCCCAUGGACCACAACGCCAAAAAGGAGCGGCUGCUCACCGCCAACCGCCCCUACGCCUGCGAGCACUGCCCCAAAGCCUUCACCACCGCCGCCCACCUCAAGGAGCACCUGAAGAUCCACUCGGGCUUCAAGCCUCACCGCUGCGUUGUGUGCGGCAAGGCCUUCAUCAGGGGCCCCGACCUCAAGAGGCACGAGAGGGUCCACAGCAACGAGAGGCCCUUCGCUUGCCAAAUGUGCGAAAAGGCCUUCAAGCACAAGUCCCACCUGAAAGACCACGAAAGGCAGCACCGGGGCGAGCGACCAUUCAACUGUGGCUCCUGUGACAAAGCUUUCAUCAAAGCGUCGGAUCUGAAGCGCCACUGGAACACCAUGCACAGCGGCAACCCCCGCAGACAGAUGUCCCUGUCCCCCGCCGCGUCCCAGCACGGCCAGGCAGAGGCCACUGACCAGAGAGACUGGAAAAUGGAGACCGGGCCACACUCGCAUAACUCGGGGGACUGUUGAGUCUACAGACACACCAAAACACACUCAUACUGACACACAGAUGCACAUACAUCCACAACAGUCACUUAAAAAAAACAUGUAAACACACUGACACAACCACGACCCUGUGACAGGCCGCGGGCCUGACAUCACAUGGACAAUGAUCAGAGUGAGUAACGAGAUCAUAGCAUGUUCAUAAGACUGUGGGGCUGUAUUAUUAUUAUUAUUAUUCUAAAGAGUUAUGUCGAAACGAUGUUUUCUUUCCACCUGUAAAAUCAUGUAAAUGUUUAGUUCACUCUACUAUACAUAUAUUUUUCACAAAGCAUCGUUGCUAUCUAGACUGGGGGUUCUCAUAACAUUAUUCUCUUUUACUUUUAUGGGAUAUGUAACAUUUAAAUGUUUGUUUAACCUUUAAUGGAUUUUAUGGAGAUAAAAGAGAGAAACAGAGCUCGUUGGGGGGGAUCGGGGAAGAUUUUUCUGCAUAACAUUUGUUGCAUUGAGUAUAUUCAUGUGGAUGUUUUUAAUGGAUGUGUUUAGUUGUAUUGAUUGAUAUUACACUGUAAGAGUAAGAGUCACCAUUUUGCAUUUGAUGCAGAUGAUACCAAAGUCUUGGGCUUUUGACGGAUUGUCUUUAAAGGCUGUCCUGUCCAAGCAACCGGCCAACUAGAUUUACUGUUAUACAGUAUAACUGUCAUCCAGCUAUCACAGUUAAUGAUAGAUGUCUGUAUAUACUGUAGCUUAGUUUGUUGCACAAUUAGAGUACACAAUAAUGAAUUAUGCACAUAUAACAUUGUCCUACUCCAACACUUUGACAAUAAACACCAUUUGCUGUGUUUAA